AAAAAGUUGUGUUCCAUCAAAAAUAUAGCGGAUUUGCUUUUGACUAUCAGUGGCCGAUGGUUUCAGAUUGCUAGGAUGUUUGAAAUCAACUUGAAGCUUAAAUUUCGGUUAUACUUACAUACAUAUUUUCAACGUGGGAAACUCGGCAACAUCGGAUAUGCCCAACUAGCACACCAGGGAGCUGACAUGGAGAGGAGCCAACGAAUGUGAAUGGAAAAAUAAAAAGUUGCAAAAGCUGCAUUAGCGAAAUUUAUUUCACAUCCAUUAAAAUGGCCAAAAUAAAUGAAUAAAGAAACAAGAAGCAAAGCCAAAAUAUAACGAAAAUAACACAUACACACAAAAUAUUAUAUCUUCAUGUAUGUACAUAUGUAUGGAUAUGUAUACAUACUGAAGACUAUGGGGUAAUAUAACGCAAACCACUGUACUCGAAAAAUAACAGGGAGUAUACGCACAUGUAUACUUACAUAUAUGCUACGUACGUACAUAAAUAUCCCCUGAUAUGAUGGAAGAAAAAGACAUUGUUGGAGAAGAAUCAACAUAGUGGCAGAGCGAAGGAAAUAAAAACUGAAAACUCAUCCUGCGCCGGCAGCGACAGCGGCGUUGGCAGCGACCGCGGCUACGGCUACACAAUCAAACACAAAACCAAGAAAGAGAAUUUUAUUAACGAAGGAGAUUGCGAAGGGGCAGGCGAGCACAAAGUUUCAUGCUUACACAUGCGUAUACACAAAUAUUUGUACCUGAGCUUGUUAAUGAGCGUAUAUGCCUCAAUAAGUCGGGUCGAAAGAGAACAGCAGCGCUGAUAAAUCCUUGGCUGCGCAUGAUAAAGUAAAGUAAAGUAAAGUAAAAGACACGAAGUAAAGGAGAUGCAGAAUGCAAAAACUACUCAAACAAAAUGUAUAAACACGCUUGAAUGGCAACACCAGAAGUGGUCUUUGGUCGGUCUAUCGCAGAACUCAAAAAGAAUGCAGAGAAAGGAAUGUUCGUUGUGGUGAACUGUGGUGUAAACCAAAGAAUUUUUCUUUCGAACUCUGUAAAUAUGUUACAAAAUGUGUGUGAUGUCCGUCCAACUGCUGUGAGAACACAAAAAAGACUAUUUUCCAGUUUAUUGGUUGGUUAUGUGAAAUCAAAACUUAGUACUCACAUAGGAUAAAAAUAUUUUCAACAAAUUUGUAAAUAUGCGGGUAUAUUUUUAAUGUUUUAUGUUAUUUUAUGUUGUAUUGUGCGCAAUCGAACAAGGGCACGUUCGACCUAUUUGUUGGAUGUUCGAUGUCGUUCAGUCUUGUAUUUUGAAGUUCUCUCGUUCGCUCUGGUCUCGUGAGUGAGCGAGCGUGUGAGCAAUGUAGAAGAAGAAGAAGCAACAUAGAAGAUGUGGAAUAAAAUUUUUUAGCAAGUUUCUUCGUCGGCGGUGCGUUUUGUGAUCCGGAUGAAGAAAUUGCGAAAAUUUCGUAAAAAUUGCAGAAUUUAUUGUAAAAAGCAGCCACAGCAAGCAUCAAGAUCUGGUCAGUUUGAAAAAGUGCAUAGCUUCUUAUAAGGUGUGGUUAAAAGUUUGCAGUUUGAGUAAACAAAUUAUAAGUGUUAAAAAUACAAAAUUUCUUAUAAUAUGGCAAUGAUGUUGUACAAAAAUUAAUUUUAGAAUUGUGCAAGUUACCAGCAAUUGGGGGCUUCGGGGCAGAGGCUUUGGCGCAUGCGUGUCCGAUAUUCGUGAGUGUAUACAGCGGUCUGUACUGCGCAGGUAGAAGAGUGUUCCGUCGCUCCGAUAUAGUUUAAUCGCGUCGUUUCCGUUCUAAUCAACUUGAUAUAGUUUAUUCAGGUUGUUACGACGUUUGAGUCCUUUAAUAAGCGCCGUGGAAUUGCCUUGGUCCCCAUAAAAAAAUCGUUUGUGUUUGUGUGUGAUUGUUGAUUUUGAAAUCCAUAACGAGCUAUUUUAGUGAGUGCCAUCGAAUUCAUACAUUUCCCGCUAUCGCCGUAAUGAGGUGUGCCUUUGUUUGCGGCAGCACAAGCAGCAGCAGCACCGAAACCGGCAGCAGCAGAAGUAGCGGGAGCAGAAGUUCGGCAUGAAAUGGAAGCGGCCAUACGCUCAUCAGUGCAGGUUGGUGGUCCACCACCCACAUCAGGUGGUCAACAGCAACAGCACCACCACCAACAACAGCAGCAGCAGCCGCAGCAACGUGGCGGUAAUCCCCAGCAACAAUUGCACUUGCAUGAUAAUGGACCAUCGCCACAACAACAACAGCAUCAGCAGCAGCAGCAGUAUCAUCAACAACUUAGCAAUCUACCCACACACCAUCAUCAACAUCACCAACUACCGCAAGCGCAGCAAUCAGCUGCACAGCAACAACAACAAAAUAGCAAUAACGGUAGUAACAGUACACAACAGCAGCAUCAACAACAGGCUAAUAUGUCAGCUUAUCAACAGCGCAUGGCGUCUGGUCCGUCGCAGAUUCACAGGCCAAUCGAUGGGUCGCAGUCGUACACGAAGGGCGGCGGCGCACUUGGUCAGCAAUCUACUCACUCGGCCGCAACAGCAGCUGCAGUCGCUGCCGCCGCCCAGCAACAACUACAUCAGCAAAUGCAUCAAAUGCAUCAGCAACAUCAGCAACAGCAGCAUCAGCAACAGCAACAGCAACAGCAGCAGCAACAGCAACAGCAGCAGCAAGCUGCUCAGCAGCACCAGCAGCAGCAAGCCGCUCAACAACAACAGCAGCAGCAUCAUCUCCACCAUCAUCAGCAGCAACAGCAACAGCAGACCGCCCGUUCUGCAGCUAGUCCUCUGUCACCACCACGACCCGGUCCAGGCUCAGCGGCCGCCGCCAACACGUACGCCAAGUUUGCGGAACUCGGUGCAGUGCGGGAAGCGCCGCAUCCCUACAUUCAGCAAACUUCGUACGGCAUUGGUCCACCAGGCGCUCAAUAUCGUGACAACCCCUACACGCGAAUACCUCAGAUGGCACCCGAUUUUCAACGAGCAGCAGCAGUUGCCGCAGCGGGUGGCGGCGCGCAAGUGCCCACCAGCGUUGUGCAAGUACCGGGAGGUGGACUACAGCCACCACCACCUAGUGUUGGCAGUGGAUCCCACCUUGAAGCUUUACAUUUCGCGCACCAACAGCCAUCUUCAGGACAACAAGCGGUCAAUGCAGCGCAUGUGCUCAGCGGUGCGAACGUUGGAGGCGGAGGCGGUAGUGCAGCAUCGCCUCUAAAUGCAAACAACGCAGCAGGCAAUGCUAACUUAAUACGCCAGCGAAUAAUACUGCCAGCGCAUCACUAUUCCAGUGAAUAUCUGGCGAACGCUAAUGCUGUAGCGGCAGCGAAUGCGCGCAGCCAGCAGCAACAUCAACAACAGCAGCAGCAACAACAACAUCAACAGUUGCCACAGGCUCCACCCGAUCCGGGGGGACAGCCUUACAAGAAAAUGCGACUGACAGAAACGACGGCAAAUACAGUCAGCAACUCAAACCACCUGCCACCCAAAGUAAUGAACGCCGCGCAACCACAGCCACGUCAAACAUCACCAUCUGCUGCAUCGCUGGCAGUCGCGCAACAGCAACAUCAGCACCAACAGCAGCAACAACAACAGCAGAAGAUCAUAGCUGGGGGUAAUUUUCGUAACAGUGCAUCACAAAUAUUGCACCAGUCUGUUCCACAUUCGCAUUUGACCGUAGUUUCAAGCAGCCACGUGGUUAAUACCCAACCACCGCCCUCAGCGAUGCAACAGUUGAAAGUGGAUACCCAACCACCGAUGUUAACAUCAGCGGGCACACCACCUACUAAUCGCAGUAUUACAAGUACAGUGAUGGGUGGAAGCAGUGGUAUUGGAGGAGUUGGCAUUGGCGGUAGUGUCGGCGUCUUAAAUGCUCUGCCAAACGAAUCCUUUUUGAUAGCAAGUAGUGGCACAGUUGCACCUCCCGUGAAAUCUUCGUCCUCAUCUGAGGGAUACCAUCCGCAAGUUGAAGCCAUCUCACCUACACUGCCAAACGACAACGUCGAGGAGCGUGGCAGCGCCGUCACGGAGGAUCUGCUAACGCAAAUACAGAAGGUGGACGCAGAUAUACAGAGUGCAGAAAAUACGAUGGAGACGUUGCGUAAGCAGGAAAAAGGCCUCAAUGACAAGGCCAUACUGAGCAAACAAAAGCGUGAGCAGGAAAUACUUGCUGCUGAGAACGAUGAUGCAGUAAAAAUGGAGCAUACCUGGAGAUUGCAAACAUUAGCGCAAAAAAUAUACGAGGCGAACCGUAAAACGGCUGCCGCGCAACAUUCCAUACUCAACCAUUGCGGUAACCGCAUCACAUUGCCGUUGUAUAAUCAGCCGUUGGAUGUAGAGCUACUGACGACGUUAAUUAAACGGCAUCAAACGAUAGUGCGCACGCCACUGCUGGAGCACAUAUGUAAACUGAAACAUGAGCGUUGGGAGCACAAUAACGGGUUGGUGGAAACAUAUGCGCAAAUGUCCAGUGAAUGGCAAAAACGCGUCGAAAAGUCGGAAGGCAGUGCGAAGCGAAAGGCACGGGAGGCUAAGAAUCGCGAGUUCUUUGAGAAAGUCUUCACGGAGCUGCGUAAGCAACGUGAGGAUAAGGAGCGAUUCAAUCGCGUUGGUUCACGUAUCAAAUCUGAGGCCGACUUGGAGGAAAUCAUGGACGGUCUGCAAGAGCAGGCCAUGGAGGAUAAAAAGAUGCGUUCAUAUGCCGUCAUACCACCACUGAUGUUUGAUGCUCGCCAACGUCGUUGCGUCUACCACAAUGAAAACGGCUUUAUUGAGGAUAUGGUUGUGGUUCAUAAGGAGCGACAGACACUGAAUGUGUGGACUGCAGGGGAAAAAGAGAUUUUUAAAGAAAAAUUCUUACAACAUCCGAAGAAUUUUGGCGCCAUAGCGGCCAGUUUGGAUCGCAAGUCAGCACAGGAUUGCGUACGCUACUACUACCUCAGCAAGAAAACGGAGAAUUACAAGCAGCUGCUGCGUAAGUCACGGCAACGUACGCGAUCGUCACGAAACCCGCAAAAGGCACAACAGCAACAGACACAGUGCAUUAUUGAUUCACUGACAACAGGCGUAACAACUCGCUUGCAACGUGAACAGCAACAGAAGACAGGCGGGCGUUCGGCUGCAGCGGAGCGAGAACGCGUUGAACGAGCAGAGCGUGCCGCGGAACGCGCAGCAGCGGAUGCUGCAAAAGCUGCAGCAACUGCUCAUGCAAAGUCCACUAAUAAGGGAGACAAUGGUAACAAUGCUACUGCGGCAGCAUCCGAAACCACCAUCGUCGCAGACUCGACUGAAGUAGCCAAAGGCAAGGCGAACGCUACAUCCACUGCAGCUCAAAAAUCUAACAACACGUCCAAUAACAGCAACAGCAUAACUGUAACUACCGCCACGCCAACGGCGUCUACAAAAGCUGGCGAGGUUGAUAAAGCUUCUGAAAGCUCAGCAGCUGGUCAACAUGCAAUAACCGCAACGACAGAUGCCGCACAGAGUGGCACUGCGGCGAAAGCGAAAAGCGACGACACGAAUGCCAGCGAAGCAAAUUCAAAAAGUACAAUUUCAACAUCGGCGCCAGCUACCACAGCCACCAAUGCAAGCAGCAAUGCCUCAAAUGUGGAUGAAAAUAGUAGAAAGUCGCUAGCAGCUUUCGUACCAAUUGCGGCGAAUAGCGAAAUGGAUGUGGAUAGUAAAAAACUGAUGGACGAAAAGAGUGUCGUUGUUCGCAGCAGUGGUAGUGGUACUAAUGUUCCACCAGCGGACACGAACACCUUCAGCGUCACAAAUGUCGUGCCUGGCAUGGUACAUCAUCCGCCUGGUGUCGUUCCGAAUGGCAUCAAAACUAUUUAUGCUACCACAAUGGCUCAGGCGGUGGCUGCAGCUAGCGCCAAUGAAGAUGUCAAAAUGAUUGCUGUGGCCGAUAAGAUCGGCGCAGCAGCAACAGAAGCAACGGUCGCGGCUGUAAACACCUUAGAUGCUGCCAGCGGUAUUAAGGUGAGCGCUGGCAAUAGUGUGGCCACGCCCACUACCUCAACAACCGCUGGCAAUUUUCUUGGGCAAAAACUCAAAGCGGCGCAAGUGGAAGGCGUUGGUGCCGGUAAUGAUGUCAACUCAGAUGUUAGUGAUCCAAAACGGAAGCGUCUCGACGUCACGACGAACGUAGAUGGCUCCGCCAUAAAUUCCUCCUCCUCCUCCACAACUACGAAAAGCAACAGUAACAACACUUCCUCCUCCUCCACACUAACCAACUCCACUACGAAUCUACACGCUCUUAGCGGUAAUCCUGCAAAUAACAAUAACAAUUCUAUGGAUGUUCUAGCUGGAGCUGGCGUGGUGAUAUCCACACCACUCGUCGGUGUUUCGCUCACAACAACAUUGACUACGAAUGUUGUGGCGACGCCGGCUUCCAAUGGCAGCGGUGUGACCCUCAACGCCACACCGGCAACUGCAACAUCAAUAACAUUCACAACGACUGAAGGCAACAAUGCCAUCGACGGCAAAGAUAAAUUGGCUACAUGCUUCGUUUGCAAGGCAGAGGCUUGUCCUCGUACACGUCCUCUUAAAAAGGGUCGCGGCCAACAGUAUGGCAUUCCAGAUGACACAAUACCGGUGGGAGCGCGAGUCUGUAACUCGUGUCAAUGUAAAUCGGUACGUAAUCGUUAUACGAAUUGCCCCAUUCCGACGUGUCCGAAUCCGAAAGAUCGCGCUAAACGUCUACACAACAUUCCGGCACGUUUGUUCGAUUUGGCGUCCGAUAUACGAGAUCCCAUCUUUCAAGAGUUCCAAAUACCACCGCAGGCAACACGUUGUUGUUCGGCUUGUCUAAUGCGUAUACGGCGUAAAUUGGAUCUUGAUCCGCAAAUAAACCUUACAGACGAAGACCGUCGAAUGGAUGGUGAUGAAUCUGAUGUAAGUACUUCGUCGUGCGAUGAACGGGAAGUUGGUGGAAGUGAUACUGCUUCUGUGGAGAGCCCAGAAUCACAACGACAUAACUCGAUGACAAAGGAUGUACAAAAGCCACAGACGCCGACUGCAGCUAGUGUUGCCACUAAUGCGGCGGAUACUACAACCGUAACUAUAACAUCUGCUGGGAUUAAAGCCGAUGAACGUUUGCUACCACCACUGGGACAAGCGCCAAAAAAGCAGAAGACAUCCGAAGAGUAUGAUUCGUCAGCUACUGAGACUGCAGACGAGGAAAACGAGAAUUCGCCAGCGAACCGUCAAAGUCCCAAAGUAAUAUUAAAUAGCAGUGGGUUGGGUAGUCAAGGCAACGUUGGACUCGCACCGCCAAUAGCAAAUGCCCAACAAAUUCACGCUGUUCAACUGAACGGACCACCACAGCCGGUCAUGGGAAUGCCUCCACGCGAACAAACUGGUGCGAAUGUGCAAGAUGUUUUAUAUUCAGUAAUCGAGCUGUCGCUUAAAACCAAAGGCCCGCCACCAGUGAAAAUGCCUACACAAAUCCCGAAUGCGGCGCCUAUGCAUAGCGUGAAACCGAUUAUGGAACCCAUACGCAGUCGGGGAGAUCUCAGUAAUAAUAAUAAUAACAAUUCUAAUAAUGAUGUUACAAUAGUUGGCGAAUUCCGUAAUGAAGGAGCUAUAGUAAAGCAGCAAGCUCAUGGGCAACCAAUAGGUCUGAAUGCACGUCAAUCAAAUGCAUCGACUUCAAAUGCUGGGCAGGGUCCACCGGGUAGCCAAGGCCCUCCUAGUGGCAUUAUGCACCCCGAAAAUUUAGCAACAAUAUCUGUUGUAAACUCUCAUUUGUCUCACCAACAUCUUCCACCACAUGGUAUGUUACAUCAACAUGAAAUCAAGGCCACUAUAACACCGGUGGUGAAAUCUGGAAAGACUCUAUCCUCAACACAACAGCAGCCACCAGAUGCAAUUCGAUAUGCAAUGUCCAGCGUUGGUGCUCAACAACUUCGGAACAACGAACCAGAACCUCAGACUCUUGACCUCUCAAUAAAGAAACCUGCUCGAGAUGGUCCAUCACCUCAUACAUUGAACAGCGGUACCAGUUCUUUGAGCACUGAUAAUGGGCCUCGCCAUCAACCACCACCAGGUGCUGUUAAGCAUGUCGGCAACGCGGCAUCCAUAUAUCGUGGCCCAGAUCUAGGCCCUUCAAAUCCAACGUAUUUAUAUCAUCCACAUCCGGCAACAGUGGGUAAGGGACCACAUGGUUCCGUCUACAUGCCUCAAGUACCUGGUCCCAUAACACAAGGUGUCGUGAGCGCACGAUCUCAAGCGGGCGGCGGACAACCGCCACCGCAACAGCCGCCUCUGUCCACGCACCAGACCCACAUGCAGUUACCAUCGGGAGUAGUAGGUAAUAGUAGCAAAGGGGGUGGUAAAAUGGCGCCCAAAUUAAGUCCCCAGCUGAUACAUGGUCCAUCUUCCCACACAACAACAGCAUCACCAUCACAACAACAGCAACAACAACAAAUAAUGGUUGGUCCGAAAGGUUCCAUUACACAUGGUACGCCAGUUAAUAGUGCCCAACAAAUUAUAGUACAUCCUUCGCCUGCGACGCUGAGCCCUAAGUUUGAGAGUAUAUUGAGACAGACUCCUCCUUCUGGUGUCGAUGCAAACAAUAAAAUUGGCUCUAUAACCCAGGGCACACCUAUUCACUUGCCUUCACAUCACAUGGAGAGCAAACGUUCAUACGAAUAUUAUAAAACUUCGCAGCGUCAAAGUCCAGCACAACAACAGCAAAUUCCAGUGGUUGGCCAUCCCGGUGUGUUGCCACCUCCGCAGCAGUCAUCGCCACAAGCACCACAGCCGCAGGGCUAUGGUGGCAGCUCGCCUUAUGCGCGUUCACCAUAUUCCGUUGACCAGUCGUCAGUACUGAGCACUCGUCAGAUAGUGUUGCAUGACUAUAUAACGUCACAACAAAUGCAGGGUCAACAGCGAAACGUAUCACGUGGCAGCAGUAACAGUGCCGGUGGAGGAGGUGGUGGCUCGGACAAAGAGUCUCCAUCGCCUCGCAAUAGUGUUAGUGGUCCAGCCAGCGCACUGGUAUUCUACGACAAGGACCGUGGAAGAACUGAGUACUCAAGUCGUGCCUCACCCGCUGAACAUGUGAACAGCACUCCCAGCCCUCAUCGCACACCGCCUCCCCCACGACAAGGUGUAAUACAACGCCAUAAUACUGGUUCAAAGCCACCCUCACCUGCAACAAUGCCUCAAAGCCGUUUACAUGUGAUGCCACAUAACUAUCCGCCAGCUGGCCAUGAUGCAUUUUCCUCGUUUGUGGAUGUUGCCGUACAACAGCCACAAUUACCAGUGCCAUCACAACAGAAGGAGGAGAAACAACUGCGACAUGAAGCGCCACAGCCACCACCUCAUCAACAACAUUCGUCUCCGAACCAACCGCCUCCCACUCAACAGGAAAUACGGUACCAAAUGAUGCAGUUGAGCUAUCAUCAGCAGCAACGCGCAGCGGCUCAACAGCAUCACCAAUAUCGCCAACAACAGGCUGCGGCGAGCGUUGCUGCUAAUGCUGAUCUCCAGCGUAGGAUACAUGCUAUCGAGCGGGAUCGUGAUUUACAGCAGAAACGCGACCGUGAGCGUGAAAAAGAACGUGAACAGAGAGAACGUGAGAGGGAACGCGACCGUGAUCGUGAACGAGAACGGGAACGCAUGGCGGAAUGCAUUGCUGCAAACGAGCGCGAUGCAGCGGGUCGACGCAUGACAGAGCGCAUGAGUGCAGUUGCAGCGGCUCAGCAUUAUAUGCGAGGGGGUCCCGAAACCGGACCACCGCGUGCUAUACCGGAUCGAGAAAGAGAUAUAUAUCAUAGGACACCACAGGACAGUACAUUGUCAGCACAGGUCUUAAUCGAUGCAAUCAUAAAGCAAUCGAUCAUACAGGGCAGCUCGGAACCGAAUCCAGCCAAUAUGAAUCGAGCAUCAUAUUAUAAUUCGCGUGAAUUGCCUCCAUCAGUACGGCAACAUCCUGGUGCUACCUCACUGGCCGCAGCAGAGAAUAAUGGCAAGGCGAACUCGCCGAGUGUCAUCAACAUCGAUUUGGACAACGAUCGUGGCAGCAGUAGUAGUAAUCAACAUGAAUCGCCAAGUGUUAGUGUAGUGAAUUCGCGUGGUAGUAAUGUUUCUCAUAUAAACCGUGGCGGUCUUCAGAGUGGUGGUCCCUCUGGUAGUUUAUCUACUCAACCAGGUGUUUCAUUAUUGCCCCCAACAUCCCAAGCACAGGUCCAGGCACAAAAGCAGCCGCAAAUACUGAAGACGAAUAUCACAUUCGGCGAGUUGGCGGAUUCUAUUAUAGCGAAUGAUUAUUGUCCGAACCCGAUGCAGUUAAGACCACAUGUUAACUAUAUGCCCUACCUUCAGGAACAGCAACCGAUGGUGAUGACUGAACAUUGGACAAAAUAUAAUAGACGGCUGCAGCAGAAAGAAGCAGAAGCGGCCGCUGUGGCCGCGGUUACCGAACGAAAUAAGGCAGCUACCACACAAAACAACAGUAGUGGAGUCACGGUCAGCACCAGUGGUGCUUCUGGUCUUCAAGGUAAUAGUGGCAUGUCGGCGACCGGCAGUGGCCGUUCCAAUACACCAGCUGAUGAGCGCAACAUUAUUCGAAUGCAGCAAACUGUGAGUCCACGGAAAUAUGAUCUGAUGAUGAAGCCACCACAUGAUCAGAAUGCAGCUGCAGUUGCUGCCAGUCAUUAUUACCACUCGCAUGGUCCAACCCCACCGUCUAGCGUAGCACCACCUAUGAGUAUGCACGCACGUAGCAGUAGCGCGGGUAGCGGUGGUUCGUCGUCGAUACCAUCACCUCAUGAUCAACGUAUGACAGGGGGCAAUAGUGGUAGUGGAAGUGGUGUUGGUAUUAUCCCAUCUAGCGGUUCAGUGACACAAAAUCAUCCAUUCGACACAAUGAAUUAUGUAAAAAAUCGCAUUGUGGAAGUGAUGCGCACCGAGGAUGAAGAAAUGCAGCAUCAGCAUGCGCACAACGAUCAUCGCGGAGGCAAGGACCUGCACGAUGGCCCAGUUAGUAACACAAUGCGCAAAACACCCAAUCAGUACGAUGAUGGGCGCGAUAAUAGACGAGUGUCGACAGUAUCCUCCAGUGGUAAUAGCGCUGGUAGUGGUAACAUCAACAACGAUACACAUCACAGCAUAGUAUCUUCGCAGCCGCCACCAUUAGGUGCGUAUCAGCCUCAACCGCCGGUCACAACAUUUGCCCCAACGACGUACGCAUAUCCGUACAGCGCGCUUAAUGUUCCGAGUUCAGUAGCGACUUUAGCACCUCCUUCACAAAUGACAACAUCGCAAUUAUCAUCGUUGGGACAUCAGGUACCAACAUCACACAUUGGCAAACAAACAUCCAGCCAUUCGAUAGGUAUCACUGGCAGUGGAGGUGUUGCCAUGACAGUUUCUAGCGGCGCCGCAGCAUCAGGUGGUGCGCCAGUGGUUGAGCCGAAGCCGCUGUUGUCGGCGCAAUAUGAAGCACUCAGCGACGAAGAUUAGUUGUGACUGCAGGCGUCUGGAAGAACGCCACAACAACAACCGAUACAGAAACAUCAGCAGCAGCAACCACCUGCUCCACAAAUUUGGCAUUGUGAACACGAACGCAUACGACAGCAGCAACAACACUUGCAACAACAACAUUACCAGUUGCAAAAUAAUUACAACAAGAGCAAUUGCAAUAAUGGUAACAGCAACAACAACCACUAUUACUAAGUGAAAAACCUACUGAGUGAGAGUGUGCAAGAGAUAUAUUGUGAGAAAAAUGUAAUGUACUAUAUAUGUAUGCAGCUAAGAUUCUGCCGUCUGCCCAGGUCCACGCUACAUUGUCAUCCAACUUCAAUUUGCAUUAAAAACUAAGCGCCGUAACUGAUGUAAUACCAGUUGUCUUGGCAUAAUUCAAUUUAAUAGUCCAGUAAUCGCCUGCAGGAAAAAAUUUGAAAUUAUAGAAUUAAAUAGCCUUUACCAGUAUAUUUUAAUUUUAUACAGACGGUACAUUACGGUUAAUGGGCAACAGUAAUUGUAAACGUUUAGCAGUUUUAGGCAGUUGUAACUCCGAAGUAUAAGAACUAAAAUAGAAAGCAAAUAUUUUUGUUUUGAAAUUUCUUAAACCGUUCCAACAUAAAAAUAAUAGCAAAGUUUCAAGGAAUACUUUUGCACAAGCACCAAAUUUUCAAGAGCUCACAAACUUUGUAUUAUAAAAAUAAUUUGUAUACCGUAGCAUUCCGUUAUAUGGGUGUAUGUACAUACACCCAUGAACAUGAGCCUGAAAUUUUAACAAACCAAUGCAAAUUCACUAAACGAUAUAUAAAUAUAUAAAUGUGAAAAUUAAACUAAACACGUAACAACUGUAUAAAUUUAUGGAUUAAAAAGGAGCUGGUUAAAUGAACACGAAAGUUAAGUACAAUUCUUUACAGUCAUGAAAUGACGCAACUUGGAAAUAUUUAAUUAAUUGGAUUUUUUAUUUUUUUAUUUAUUUUAUGUGAGUAGCGAAUUGUAAUCCCUUUUAUUUUCUUUUGAUACUGCAAAUGUCAUUAUAAAUAGAACAAAAAUUAAAAAACAACAUCGAAAUGAAUUCACAGUUUUGAGAGUAAUACGAACAAUCAAAUUGUUUUACGGUUCAAAUACACAUAAGUUCGCUGUUACCAAAAAUCACGCUUUACUUUGGUUUAUUUAGUAGAUAUUUUGUUACGUAUGGUAAUAUUAAUCGUUUACAAAAUAUUUUUAGUGUACUUCUUUAACCAGCUCUAAUAAAUUUGGAAUCCUGUGAAAAUGCUUAACGUUAGAAAGCACGGCAAAUUGAAAUGCAAUAAUACAAUCAACGCUCUAAACUCACCACAUACAAAUCAUCAGAAUACAAAUCAGUUUUGAUGGUAACGAUGUUUAAAAACAAAUCAUUAUUUUUAGCACUCUUAAUUUUUUAUGUUGACGUUUUUUUGCUUAUUUUCGAAAAAAAAAAUAUUGUGAUCUGGCAUGGAAUAAAGAGGGCGAAUUACAAAUUGUAAGACUCAUUAGAUAAAAGUGAAGAAUCAAUCAUUAAAUAGCUUUAGCUCAAAAUUAAUGUGCAUUUUGUUUAUAAAUAUGUUCAGUCAAGACUAAUUUAUGCUAUUUUCGACAUAACAUUGACAGUAUGUGAGAUGAAAAAACUAUUUAUAAAAACGCUAAGACUUAUGCAACAAAACAAACAAAUAGAGUAAAGAAAUAUAAAAAUAGAAUGCAAAAACUGCUGAUUAAAUAAAAAGAACGAGUUACAGUUAUAAGCCUGAUUUAAGAAUAAAGUAUAACUAACUUAUUUAAAUGAGAACAAAUGGUUUUGAGUAAAAGCACGUUGCUGUGGUUGCGCGGAGUUAAAAAUAUAUACAUACAUAUAUAUAUAUAUAUAUAAACCAUUUAAGCUUUUCUAUUCUACAAUAUAUUUAAAUAAAAGAAAAAUUAUACAAAUGUAAAUCUAAUUUAAAUUAUGUAAACAUGAAAAUGAAGAUAUAUAUUUGUAUAUAUAAAUUUAUAAAAAAAUAACAAUGAGAGACGACGAAACGCUUAAGUUUUUGCUAUUCAUACAAAACAAAAAAGAGAAUACAAUAAAUAAUUAUAUUUAAAAUUUACAUAUACUACUUAGUUAAAGAAAAUAUAAUGAGUGUUGCAUAAAGCAUGAUUGUAAAGAAUUCAAAAAUUUGAAAUAAAGUCGGAAAUUGACCACGUGAAGUAAAGAAUUUAUGAAUCAAAUUAGUAGUCAGAAAGAGUGAGAGGGAGAAAAAAGCUGUGAAAGUUGAAAUUUUUGACUCAUAUAUUUAGUUUACGGAGGAGCAAACAAAGCGAAAGUGAAAUAAGAAAAAAAAGUUGGAGGAGGAAGGAAAUUGUGAAUAUAAAUAUGUGUCUGUUAUCUUGAAAUUCACAAAAAUGAGUUUCCAGCAGAACUGCAUAAAAUAUAGCCAAUCACGUUAGGGUAUGGCAAAAAAUGGAAAAAAAGUUUGAGGAAUAUUACAAUAAUAAAAUGAAAAUAAAAAAGUUUUGUGACUAAAUUAUAUUUAGUUUGUAAUUAUGCCUUAAGUUGUAAGCUUACGGAAAUAUGCUGAAUAUAAUACAAGUAAAGCAGCGUGUAAAAGAAAAUAAAAAAAAUAACAAAGAAAUGUGAAUGAUGAAAAUAUACAUUAAAUUCAAAAUUGGUAAGAGUAUAAAUAAUAAUUAUAAAAUGAUGUAUCGUUAUUAUAAACACAGUAAAGUAAAGGUAUAUAAAUAUUAUUAACAAAAAAAUAAACCAUAAAUAAAUUGUGUAACAAAAAUCAUAUGGGUAAAAUAUAACUAAAAAAUGAACACAAUUAAUGAAACCUAUAAAUAUAUAAAAAAAAAUAUUUACAAAGAUUAAGAAAUACACACCCUUCUUACACAAAAAUCACCAAUUUCUAAAAAGGCAAAAUAAAAUUAGCCACUAGUUAUUUAGUUUAUAAACAAAAACACUAUAAAAAUCAUAACUGGCGUAAAAUGUUAGCAUUACAAAUACACAUUCAUCAAUAUACCCCAGGCCCGCCCAUACCACAUCUCAUGUAAUAAUUAAAACCAAUCUGUAAAAAACCUAUUAAUGAAAAUAGUGUGAACUGAAAUUUUUGAAAAAUGUUAAGUUUUUACGCUAAUAUAAUUACUAUAGUAUACUAUAAUUAGUUUUCCUUAAUCUUACUUUCAUGCAAUUUGCAAAAAUUCAAAGUAACGGUGGCUUAUUAAAGAAAAAUUGGUUAAUUUAAAAAUAUGUAAAACGAAAAAGGAAUUUAAUUUUUUUUCAUUUGUUAAAUCAAUAUACCUACAUCUUUGCAGGCAGUGAGUAAAAUGCAAAAUUGUCACUGAUUAUUUACAUAUUUAUUGCUGCCAAUGGGGGAUUGUAAAUCAUAACAUAGAGCCAUAUAUUUAGGUGAGCACUAAAACAAUUAUUUUUAUUUCUUUUUUAAUCUAUUGGUUGUUCAUGAAAGUGAAUUAUAAAUUAUCUAUUGCAUUUCUUACAGCAAAUUGCGAUCGUCUUUUAAAUUAUUCAUUGUUAAAUUUAUAUCCCUUAAUUCAAAGUAAUCAAGGCAUGGAAAAUAAUUUAAAAACAUUUCAAAAUACUUUGUACAAUAAUGAACAACACAAUGAAGACAUGCAAUUGGGAAAACCCGGUUUACUUUUGUCUUUUUACAAAAUAAUUUAAUUAUUUUUUAUUUGUGUAUCUAAGGUUUAACAUUAUAUAUAAAGUACAUAUGUAUAAAUAUUACAUGUAUAUGUGUAGGUAUAUGGAAGAAUGUUAGUAUUUAAUUGCAACAGAAAACUUGCGUUGAGUUUUGUUUUCUUUAUUUUUUGUACCAAUUACAAACAUACAUAUUUAAUUAUAACUAAAAUGUAAAAUUAGAAACAAAAAUAAAUAUAAACCUCUAAAAAAUUUAAUUAUUAUGUAUGAUUAUAUAUUAAAUGUUAAAACGUUCUUAAAUGUAAAACCUAUAUUAAACAUAAUUAAUUUACUAUGAUUAAUUUUGUAAUUUAUUUUAAAUCGAUUAAAUUUAGUUAGCAAUUGUGUGAAUUAUUAAAAGAUUAAAUUUUUAUUUUUAAAUUAAUAAUUAUAAUUAUCAUUUUGCUUUUUAUUUUAUAAUUGAUUAAAAACAGCAAAAAAAAAAAUAUAUGGAAACAAAAAAAAUAAAACAAUGAAAUGAUAAUUUUUAAUGCUAAAAUAUAAAAUAAAUAAAUGAACAUAUUAAAAAUAAAAACAAAAUACGGUGUUAUAUUAAGUAAAUUCAGCCUUUUAUUUCUUUCGAUUUAAUUGUACAUGUUUUUCUACUUCUGUUUUUUGUGUCCUUUAAAAAUGUGUAAUUUUCUGUCCUUAUUCAUUUCGGGAAACUAUUUUCUCCACGUAGCCCCUACAAGUUUUUAUAAAGACUUUGCAUAUGUUCACCGUUGUAAGUUUAAUCUUGUUUUUAAAUAGGUGCCAGUGAUUAAAGCUUUGGUUAAUUUAAUUAGGAAUGAUUGAUAUUCUUACAAUUUAAGAGCAGUGGUUCUGCAAUCGAUUUUCAAUUUUGGAAUCUGAACAGUCUAAAGUGAGUUGAAGGCAAGCAAGAGUUGGCUGUUUGCUUCCUAAUGCAGAAUAUUGUCUCUUGUGUGCGCUGAAUUUUGCUUUAUGCAAAUAUUUUAACAGUAAUUUUUUUUUAAAUUACAUUUUAUCAUAUAAUUGUGGAAUGACUUCUUAGUUAAAUACGAAAAGGAGACACCCACUACAUCUAGUAAAUAAAAGACUUAUUUAUUCAAAAUUGAGUGUUGUCAGAAAAACUUUUGUUUGUCUUUUGGCAGACAUAAAUUCAUACAUAAAGAAUGAGGGUGUUUUCCGUAAUGUAAACUGUUCGAAAAAACAAAUCUGACAUCUUUGCUAAAAUUAAAAGGUCGAAAGAGCAUCACUGACGCAGCUAUUGCGCAAAAUAUAACAACAAAACCCACUUGUCUAGCUAAUGUGUCAUUAUAAGUGAUUUAUGUUAAAUAAAACUAUAUUAUAUUUGUUGAUUCUUUAUAUAUUAAUUUUAUUAUAUUUUACUAUAUUUUAUAUUAAUGAGAUUGCGUCAGUUAUUUUUGGAAUAACCCGUUUACUUUAAAGCUAUUCGAAAUUAAUAAAUUUCUUUUUUCCACGAUCAUUUUUACUAUCUAACUUGUCUGUGAGAGUAUUAAUAAAACAUAUUGUUCACAUGCGCAGUUUUUAGUAGUUCCAUGCAAGGACAUCAGCCAUCAUAAAAUCUACAUUGCAAACUUCGCAGUGUUACCAGUAUUAACCGCAAAAGCCCGGACUUAUGGACAAGAUUAUAGCAAAUUAUACGUAAACAUUGUUAGAAUGCAAUUACCAAAAUUAUUUCAGCACUAUCAUAUUAAUUUUCUGAAUAAGAUUGUAAUAUUUUAAGUUCGAAAAAAGAUGGUAACACAAAGAUUGAAACGUAAGGUCCUAUAGAGGGUUGGGGAUAUUUAUGUUUAUUAAAAAAUACUUAAAUACGUUAAUUUUAAUUUUAAAAAUUCAUUGAUUAUUAUAUUACAUGUAUGUAUACGUACAUAUAUACGUGACAUAUAUACAAGCACAAGCUACUUACGUAUGUAUGUCUCUGUUACAAUAUAAAGAAAUCAAAUUUUAUCGCAUUUCUUAAAAAGUACGCGUUUCUUUUAUUACUAUUUAUCACUUAACUUCAUCACAAGUGUUUAUUAAAACCCAUUAAAAGACUAAAACAGAAUAUAAAAAUCGUAUAUAUUUACGCCAAAUUAUAUAUUAUAACCUAUUUUGAAUAUGUACUGUGUAUGUAUUUCUUUCUGUCACUUAUUAGUUAAUGAAUAAACUGUAUAAAAUUUCUCUGUUUGUGUGCGCAUGCAUACAUUCACAGUUACAUUAAUCCAAAUGCCCAUACAAAAAAGUGUAUAUGUGAAGAAGUAAUGAUAAAAAUAUUAUUGUAUAAAAUUAUAAUAUAUAUUGAAUUUAUUAUAACUAACUAGAUUAUAUAAAAUUAAUUAAUGUAAAACAUUUAAUUAUAAAUGAGAAAUGUAAGAUAAUACCAUCACAAUGAAGUUUGCAAAUGUGUGAUGUCUUAACACAAUAAAACUAAUGAUUCCAAACUAAACUUAUUACCAAAACAACAAUAUAGACAACCAGGAUGAAAGCGAAAUUUAAAUGAGAAUAAAUUUAGAAAAUAAAUUAAAAGGAAAAAUAAUUACAAAAAUAAAAACAUAUACGUUUUUUUACUUUA
Molecule: messenger RNA, 17670 nt
Organism: Bactrocera neohumeralis
Lineage: Eukaryota; Metazoa; Arthropoda; Insecta; Diptera; Tephritidae
Gene: Smr
Exons: 11
Coding region: 2060-11449 (3129 amino acids)
Biological process (GO): regulation of transcription by RNA polymerase II
Source: RefSeq, a predicted model, not a curated record